Molecule: messenger RNA, 453 nt
Organism: Durusdinium trenchii
Lineage: Eukaryota; Dinophyceae; Suessiales; Symbiodiniaceae
Source: the annotation of a GenBank genome assembly
AUGGCACGGUCAGUCCAAGCCGCGUUGAUUGUCGCCGUUGGUUUGAUUUGGACGAAGUGCUUGCCGUCCUUCUGUGGCAUUCAGGGAGUGCAACCCCGUGAGAGCUUGAUUGCUUGCAAGGGUUGGCGCCUGGAUAAGAUGGAGGUGGGCCCUGGUGGGAUUGGACAACUUGUGGUUGCAGAGGGCUUCUUCAUCGGCGAGAAGGACAUGUUCAAAGUCUUGAAUAAACAAGGCAGGCGCUAUCGGCUGCGUCCUUCUGCAGAGGACCGCAAGGCCGGCAAAAACGUGCCAGGAAUCUUCCAGCUUGGUCCAUUCAAGCUUCAUUUGGAGCAAUGUUUUCGGGGUUCGGGUGGCGAUGUGGAUGCACCUCGUCCAGAAGGCUAUUCUGGCAAUGGAGGCAUGGCAGGCUGGGCUGAGGAGCUGCCUGUGAAGAAACUGGGCUAUGGCAGGUAG